Vanderwaltozyma polyspora DSM 70294 is the source of this 663-nucleotide messenger RNA. RefSeq names its product Rri2p (gene RRI2). The record is from RefSeq and is a predicted model, not a curated record. The transcript has a single exon. Bases 1 to 663 code for a protein of 220 amino acids. Lineage: Eukaryota; Fungi; Ascomycota; Saccharomycetes; Saccharomycetales; Saccharomycetaceae.
AUGGAAUUAGAUUUAGAAAAAUUAUAUGAAAAUAUGAGGAAUUUAAGAUCAAUAAAAAUACGCUGGCAUCCUUUGAUUCAUGAAAUUUUCAAACAGGCUAGAUUAAUUAAAUUAUGGAAAAAAAUUGCCACGCUGUAUUCGUGCAUUUCAAUUGAUGAUAUAAUCGAGCAGCUAAAACUCGGUGACGAGUUCAAAAUGGACAAAAAAAUGGUGUUAAGUAUGCUAAUGCAAUGUGAUAUCUCUCAUGACAAUACUACAAAGUUUAGUAUUGAUUUAAUUGAAGACAAAGUAUAUUUUGGAAAAGAUAUUACCGUGUUAUCAAAAGUUACAGAUUAUCCAAAAAAUAAAUUUAUUAAAUCGAAUUCAUAUGGUAAUUUUUUAUCAAAUGAAUUUGAAUAUAUUAAUGAUAUAGGGGUAUAUCAUGAUGAUGAAUUAUCAGUUUUAGGUAAAAAAAAAGGUAAAGAUGAAGUACAAGAAAGUGUAGUUGACAUUUUCGAGAGAUUGAAAAGAACUAGAGAAUACCACUCACCAUCCUUAAAAGAUGGAUCAGAUCAACAAUUUAUUGAAUUUGGCGAACAGUAUAGAGAACUAGCAGAAAUUGUUUCGCUACAGUUUAUGAAAUCACGAAAAGCAAACUCGAAUUUAGAUUUUAAUAGUAAUUAG